GAUUGUUGAAGCACUGAGCGUUCACCUCUACCACCAUCUUCUGGUCUUUUGGGCGGUUUGUCUGUUGGGGCGGAUGCAUACAACGAUCUGGAGGCCGUUUAAUAGCCAUGUAACUGGUUUCUCCAGAUCUUGGGAGAACUUCUUCCGCGCUUCGUCUUGUAGCCGACUCCAGAGACUCCCUGAUUCACGACGCACAUGCGUACGCGGUUCACGGCAGACACGCCAGUUUUCUAAUGCUGCUUCAAGAUUAAACGCUGGGAAAUUACUCGACACUUCAUCCUUUAGGUUCUACCGUAAACCACUGCAUUAUGGUGGUCACAGACCAAUGGCAUGGAUUCCCAAGUUGAAGCCUCGAUCAAAUGACCAGUUUGACGGGCCCUCGGACGGCCUGGAAGAGGUUACAAAAGUCGCCAUACUGGAAAAGGCGAUGAAAGGACGCCAGCCGACAGAUCUGAUGCUACGUUGUACUAUACUGGACGCGGAAGGCAACGUCAAAACAAUCUCCGGACAGUUCAAGAAAUCAGACCUUUGCUCUGAGCAUCGAUUAAACCCUCGUGAUCUAAGAAAAAUAGAUUCGAGGGUACCAAACCUUGUGCCCACGAUCUUGGUGCGAAAAGAAGCCAUACUAGUGAACGUUCUUCACAUACGUGCGCUCGUGAAAGCGGACGCAGUAAUCUUGUUUGAUACAUAUGGAUCAGCCGACUCCAGACUGCAUUCUGUCUUCUUAUACCACCUUGAGCACAACCUAAAGGCAGGAGGUACAGGCCCGCCGUACGAGUUUCGCGCAUUGGAGUCCAUUCUUUUGUCCGUUCUAAGUGCGCUGGAAGCCGAGAUGGUUUUCAUACGUAACAUCGUCGGCGGUCUUCUCGCGGAGCUUGAGGACGAUAUCGAUCAUGACCGUUUCAAGCGAUUACUACAUUACUCCAGACGGCUAGCAAGCUUUCAAAAUAGGGCCAAGCUGGUUCAAGAGGCUUUAGAAGAAGUGCUAGAGCAAGAUGAUGACUUAUCAAAUAUGUAUCUUACUGACAAGAAAACUGGCAAUCGUCGUGCCACUGAUGACCAUGACGAAUUGGAAGUCUUACUGGAAUCUUUUGCCAAGCAGGUGGAAGAAAUUGUAAACGAGGCGGAGAAUAUGCAGAGCAAUGUACAAUCCACACAAGAAAUCGUAGAACUUAUUCUAGAUUCUAAUCGUAAUGAAUUACUUGCCUUGGACCUCAAGGUUUCUAUACUGACCAUGGGUCUUGGUAUCGGAACCCUCACGGCUGGGCUCUUCGGUAUGAACCUCAAGAACCACAUCGAAGGCAAUGAGUAUGGCUUCCUCGCCAUGACCCUCUUGUCACUCGUUGCCACCGGCUUCAUCUCCUGGUCAGGCCUUCGCCGGUUAGCCAAGAUUAGGAAGGUGGGGCUUUCUGGCAACGGCAGGAAGGCGAAGAAGGGCUGGUUACCUCUACCGCUUCGACGGCGCGGUUCCGAUUCACUCUGAUUUUCGACAUCUUCUCAGUCCUCCACUCACCCCUCAGCGUCAGACAAACCUCACGUUCACCACCGCUUCCACUAUAUCGUCGCUUGCCUUAAUCCAUACCAGUCGGAUCUACAGCAUCUAAUUUAUUUAUGUCUUGCACGUUGUGCCUUAGGUUCCGCACGCAUAUCUCAAGAAACGGUCAGAUGUGCAGCAUGAUGCAAUAUUGAAAGAAGAGGCGACAUCACCCUGAUAAUAGACUAUCAGUUCCUACAUCGGUUCCUUUGUAGGGAUUACGAAGAUCGGAUCCGCAAGCUCGAAAAAGGAUCCAGGACUGCUAGGUACGGAGUGCACAGUUAGCACAUGCUUUGGUUUUAUCCACUUAGACACAAUACCAUUUCGCGCAGUACAUACUGGGCGAUAUAGGCACCAUUCACUACGGAAAUGUACUUCCGCUUGAUACAAUUGAACCAAGUACACGUCC
Messenger RNA from Somion occarium, 1943 nucleotides. Lineage: Eukaryota; Fungi; Basidiomycota; Agaricomycetes; Polyporales; Cerrenaceae. The record is from the annotation of a GenBank genome assembly.